UCUUCUUCUUCUCACCAGUUUUUCGAAUUUGCAGAACGAGAAACAGGAACAGAGCUACGUCCAUGGCUAUUUGGUCCGAGUGACAAGAAGAUAUCUAAAGAAGGCCAUAGAAGCGAGAAAAAAUGGCUGCUGCUCCAACCUUUUCGAACACUAACCAGUGUUUCCGGGUUCCUUGUACGCUCUCUCCAAGUAAUAAACUUCCAUGGAUAAGACCCAUACCUGGUGUUUGUCUCUAUCGGUCGUUCACGCCGAUUCGUAGGUAUCGUUGUGCUCAGACGAGAUAUGUGGCUUCGUCUCUUACGGAGAAUUUGGGUCGUCUGAAGAGGAAUUUAGGCAAUGCUACAAGUAUGAACUAUUGGGUUGUCCGGGACUACUAUCGUCUAGUGGAAUCUGUCAAUUCCCUUGAGCCGCGGAUUAAAAGCCUCUCCAAUGAACAGCUGAAAGCAAAAACUGAGGAGUUUCGAGGAAGGUUGGCCCGAGGGGAGACGUUAGCAGAUAUUCAAGCUGAGGCCUUUGCUGUUGUUCGUGAAGCCGCAAAGAGGACACUUGGAAUGCGACAUUUUGAUGUGCAGAUCAUUGGUGGAGCGGUGCUUCAUGAUGGAUCCAUUGCAGAGAUGAAAACAGGUGAAGGGAAAACACUUGUCUCCACAUUGGCUGCUUAUCUUAAUGCACUUACUGGUGAGGGCGUUCAUGUGGUGACUGUGAAUGAUUACCUGGCUCAGCGUGAUGCUGAAUGGAUGGGUCGUGUUCACCGCUACUUAGGUCUCUCUGUGGGUCUCAUUCAGAGGGGAAUGAAAGCUAAAGAGAGGAAGACCAACUAUAGAUGUGAUAUCACAUACACGAACAACUCAGAGCUCGGUUUUGAUUAUCUGCGAGAUAAUCUUGCUUCGAAUAGUGAUCAACUGGUGAUGAGAUGGCCAAAACCAUUUCAUUUUUCCAUAGUUGACGAAGUGGACUCUGUACUCAUCGAUGAAGGCAGAAAUCCUUUGCUAAUAAGUGGUGAGGCAAAUGAAAAUGCAGCACGAUAUCCAGUUGCUGCAAAAGUGGCUGAGCUUCUCAUAAAGGAUAUUCAUUACAAAGUUGAGCUGAAAGAUAACUCGGUGGAAUUGACUGAAGAAGGUAUAGCUCUUGCUGAGAUGGCUCUUGAAACGGGUGAUUUAUGGGAUGAAAAUGAUCCAUGGGCAAGGUUUGUGAUGAAUGCGUUAAAAGCUAAAGAAUUUUACAAGCGGGAUGUUCAAUAUAUUGUGAGAAAUGGGAAAGCGCUCAUAAUCAAUGAGUUGACGGGAAGGGUUGAAGAGAAAAGGAGAUGGUCUGAAGGGAUCCACCAGGCUGUGGAGGCUAAAGAGGGUGUCAAAAUUCAGGCUGAUUCAGUUGUUGUUGCUCAAAUCACCUAUCAAUCACUCUUCAAACUCUAUCCAAAGCUCUCAGGGAUGACUGGGACAGCAAAAACAGAAGAAAAAGAAUUUUUGAAGAUGUUCCAGAUGCCUGUUAUCGCAAUUCCAACAAAUUUGCCAAAUAUUCGGAUAGAUCUACCUAUACAAGCUUUUGCUACUGCUCGUGGGAAAUGGGAACAUGUUCGUCAAGAAGUUGAAUAUAUGUUCAGUCAAGGCCGUCCUGUUUUAGUAGGAACAACAAGUGUAGAGAACUCUGAAUAUUUAUCAGAAUUGCUGAAAGAAUGGGGUAUUCCUCACAAUGUCCUGAAUGCACGAUCAAAGUAUGCUGCCAGGGAAGCUGAAAUCAUAGCCCAAGCUGGAAGAAAAUAUGCCAUCACCAUUUCUACAAAUAUGGCUGGCAGAGGUACCGACAUAAUUCUGGGAGGAAAUCCGAAGAUACUUGCAAGGGAAAUCAUAGAAGAUAGUGUCCUUCUAUACCUAACAAAUGAAACUUCACCGGAUGAAGUUGAUGCUAAGGAAUUCUCACAGAAGGUAUUGUCAAAAAUAAAAGUUGGACCAUCAUCAUUAGCUUUGCUAGCCAAGGCUUCUCUCAUGGCGAAGUAUGUGGGCAAAAGUGAGGGUAAAAGCUGGACACGUGGAAAGGCAAAAUCCUUAAUCACAGAAUCCGUGGAGAUGAGCCAGGCCACGGAUCCAACGAAGCUGCAGGAGCUUGUAAACGAACAGUCUGAAAUGUAUCCUCUAGGACCUGCUAUAGCUCUUGCUUAUCUGUCUGUCUUAGAGGAUUGUGAAGCACACUGUUUGCAUGAAGGCUAUGAAGUGAAGAGGCUUGGAGGCCUUCAUGUGAUUGGGACAUCUUUGCACGAGUCUCGGAGGAUUGAUAACCAGCUCCGUGGCAGAGCUGGAAGGCAAGGAGAUCCAGGAUCCACACGGUUUAUGGUGAGCUUGCAAGAUGAGAUGUUUCAAAAGUUCAACUUUGAUACUGAAUGGGCUGUGAAACUUAUAACGAGGAUUACAAAUGAUGAAGAUAUACCAAUUGAAGGUGAUACAAUAGUAAAACAGCUUCUAGCGCUCCAAAUCAAUGCGGAGAAGUACUUUUUUGGUAUAAGGAAAAGCCUGGUCGAGUUUGACGAAGUGCUAGAGGUCCAAAGGAAGCAUGUCUAUGAUCUCAGGCAACUGAUGUUGACAGGCGAUAAUGAAAGUUGUUCUCAUCAUAUAUUCCAGUACAUGCAAGCUGUUGUAGAUGAAAUUGUUCUUGGAAAUGCUGAUCCACAUAAGCGUCCGAGAUUCUGGAGCUUGGACAGGUUACUGAAAGAGUUCAGGGCUAUUUCGGGGAAUCUUCUGGGUGAUUCAAUUGAUGGGAUCACUGAAGAAGCCAUGUUGCGCUCCCUUGAAGAACUGCACGAUGCAAGUUCAAUACAUUUGGAAGAACUCCAUCUCACAUACCUGCCAAAACCUCCAAACGCUUUCAGGGGAAUUCGUAGAAAGAAUUCUUCUUUAAGACGUUGGCUCGAUAUUUGCUCAGAUGAUUUGACAGGGAGUGGAAGGCAUCGAAAUGCUGUUAACCUUCUCCGGAAAUUCCUUGGCGAUUAUCUGAUAGCUUCAUACUUGAAUGUUGUCCAAGAAUCUGGCUAUGAUGAUGGAUACAUAAAAGAAAUAGAGAGAGCAGUUCUUCUGAAGACACUGGAUUGCUUCUGGAGGGAUCAUCUCAUAAACAUGAACAGACUCAGUUCAGCGGUAAAUGUCAGAAGUUUUGCACACAGAAACCCUCUGGAAGAGUAUAAAAUUGAUGGGUGUCGGUUUUUCAUCUCAAUGCUCAGUGCAACCAGAAGGUUGACCAUAGAAUCGCUCUUGCAAUAUUGGUCAUCACCCAUGGAAUCUCAAGAACUCUUCCUAUCAUAGUAAAGAAUGGAGUGGCUCAAGCCAAACUAUAAGGCGAAACUUGAAGAGUUUUGUACAAAGGAGAAAACCAAAACCAACGCUAAGGUCCCCCCAUCCAGACGACAAAGAAGGGUGGCAAUUGGUUCGGUAUUUGGGAUUUCGGUUUAACUAUACCGAAUCCGAUGACCGGAUCCCGUACCGAACCAAACCGGUACAAAGAUGGGUAUUGUUCGAUAUGUCGGUAACUCAAGUAAACCCCUAUUAUAAAUUUAAUAUUCCCCCUAAACUAUAUAUAAAUAUAUUUUUUAAUCUUAUUUAGGGUUUGAGAUAUGAAAAAGAUUUGCAUAUGGUAUUUAUUGUUCUCGAAAAAGCUUAUAAUCGAGUAUUAAGAGAGGUUUUAUAGUGGGUAUUAGAGCGUAGAGGAGUAUCAAUGAGAUACAUACAAGUACUGAAGGACAUGUAUGAAGGUGCGACCAUAGCAGGGGGUGACACGCGAAAUUUUCCCAUCUCGAUAGGGUUGCACCAAAGAUCCGCUUUAAGCCUGUACCUCUUUGCGUUAGUUAUGGACAAAUUGAUUAGGGAUAUACAGAAAGAAGUACCGUGGUGUAUGAUGUUUGCGGACGACAUCAUGUUAAUAGAUGAGUCCAGACAAAGAGUAAAUGGACAAUUAGAGUUAUGAAGAAAUAUAUUAGAGGCUAAGGGUUUUAGGCU
Messenger RNA from Tarenaya hassleriana, 3983 nucleotides. RefSeq names its product protein translocase subunit SECA2, chloroplastic. Bases 123 to 3293 code for a protein of 1056 amino acids. Gene Ontology annotation, cellular component: membrane; chloroplast envelope. Gene Ontology annotation, molecular function: ABC-type protein transporter activity; ATP binding. The transcript is spliced from 32 exons. NCBI's taxonomy places the organism in Eukaryota, Viridiplantae, Streptophyta, Magnoliopsida, Brassicales, Cleomaceae. Gene Ontology annotation, biological process: protein import; protein targeting. The record is from RefSeq and is a predicted model, not a curated record.